CUCUACCUUCGAAAUGUCUAUAUAUUCCCUCCCUCGAAUCCUCACUUCUCACCCAAGUCAUCUUAGCUACAUCGAAUCUUGGUUAGCUGCAGCAAAAGAUGUCUUCGAAAUUGAUUCUUGUAUUGCUUCUUGGUGCUCUUGUUUGCACUGCUAGUAGUGCCAGAAAGAUUGUGGACAGGAAGGGUAGUUCUUUUCAGGAUGAGAAGAACUCAUUUCACCGCCGCCCUAGGCUUGGUGGCGGUAUUGGUGGUGGAGGUGGUGGUGGGUUUGGAGGUGGAGGUGGCGGUGGGUUAGGUGGUGGCUCUGGCGGUGGAGCAGGAUUUGGUGGGGGUGCUGGAGGUGGACUUGGAGGGGGUGCUGGUGGUGGAGGAGGGUUUGGAGGUGGGGGUGGGGGUGGGGGUGGUGGAGGAAUAGGAGGCGGUGCUGGUUUUGGAGGGGGAGCUGGUGGUGGGUUUGGAGGUGGUGCUGGUGCUGGUGGUGGCCUUGGUGGUGGUGGUGGCGGUGCUGGAGGUGGAGGUGGCUUUGGAGGAGGUGGCGGUGGUGGACUUGGUGGUGGAGCUGGCGGUGGGUUUGGUGCUGGUGGUGGCGCUGGUGGUGAACUGCCUUGAAGUAAUUAACAAAGAGAUUGAUGAGAGAAUUCCUCAGAAGGACAAUAAUCUUAAUUACUUUCAUGCAUUUGUCUGUUUACUUCCAUGCAAACUGAAGUUCAAUGCUUUAAUGUUUGUUUAAUCUUUUUUUCCCAAAGUGUUCAUGAAAUAAAAAAAUUAAUCUAUUAAGCUCUUUACAAUUAAUAAGAUCAUUUAAUUAGCCAUUACUCCCUUGA
Hevea brasiliensis (rubber tree) is the source of this 823-nucleotide messenger RNA. RefSeq names its product glycine-rich protein 5-like. The coding region runs from base 99 to 608 and encodes 169 amino acids. Lineage: Eukaryota; Viridiplantae; Streptophyta; Magnoliopsida; Malpighiales; Euphorbiaceae. The transcript has a single exon. The record is from RefSeq and is a predicted model, not a curated record.